UAUCUUAGCACAAACGCGACGAUUAUACAUAUACACACACUUUAGGAGACUGAUAUGAAGAUGCUGUUGUCAGUCGACUUCGAUCAGCUGAGUGGCGCGGUUAAAAAAUGUAUUUACUUAACUGUAGCUUCUUAGCUGUAUUGCUCAGCGUUGGGCACGUUUUUAGCACUUCUUCAGCAGAUCACGGUGAUCAGUUGAAGGUCUGGUUUAAUCCACAGGAGUACACAUUUACCUUGGGAGAGACGGUGAAUUUAACCCUACAUGCAGAUGCUUCAGUGACUUCGAAUUUCUCUGUGCGGUUUAGUGUUGCAAAUGGCAGCUUUGUGCGAAUUGUUCCUGAGUAUUUGAGAAUCAACGAAUAUGAUAGCUUGUAUGGCAAUUCCACGAUGUUGCAAGCAACAGGCUUUCGAGCGGGCAGAUUUUUCGUCAAAGGGUACGUUGACCCUGAGUACUCUGUCGACGAUCGUAGAUUAUUCGCCCGACUGAAGAUUGCACUGAAUCGAUAUCUGAUUUACUUUUCCUUACUGGUUGGAUGGGCCUAUACAGCCUGUUGGUCUAUCGGGGACUAUCCGCAGAUUAUUAUGAACCAUCGAAAGAAGAGCGUGGUUGGUUUGAGUUUCGAUUUUCUCUAUAUGAACAUUGUAGGCAAUCUGUGCUAUCUUUCGUUCAAUGUGUUUAUGUACUGGAGCAAACAUGUGGAGGAAGAAUACUUUCAUCGCCAUCCUUUUGGAUUGAACCCAGUAAUUGGUAACGAUGUAGGAUACGCAAUGCAUGCGUUGUUUGCUUCAGUCAUCACAUUGCUGCAGUGCUACAUCUUCGAUAACGGGGGAAAUUCCAUAUCCACCUUUGCGAGAGUAAUUAUUGCAGCUUACGUGCUUACAAUUUUGACCGCGUUCGUGCUCGUGACGUUUACUGUCUUGCACUGGUUGGAUUUUCUGUACGUCCUGAGCUACAUUAAGCUAUCAACCAAUUUGAUCAAGUACUUUCCACAAGCGUACAUUAACUACAAGCGACAGAGUACCGAGGGCUUUGCGAUUAUGAAUCGUCUGUUAGAUCUGGCGGGGGGUUUGCUGUCGAUUUUUCAAAUGAUAAUCAACGCUUGGAACUUUGAUGACUUGGACUCUAUCCUCGGCAGUCCGGUGAAAUUUGCGCUUGGAUUUGUUUCGAUAGUUUUCGAUCUGGUGUUUAUAACACAGCAUUUUUAUCUAUACAGGAAACCGGUAAAAGUUUCCAUCUUUAAAAGUGAAACAGUAGAAAAAAAUAAGUCCUAAAACAUAUAUGUCGUGAAUUUGCAAGUUUUCAUGUACUUAAAUGUUCACAAAAACUACAUAUUCGUCGACGUUCGUGGUUCACUCUCAACAUUCGCUGUUCUAAAGAAUACGACGAAUAACUGUUUUCAUAAUUAGUAUAUACCAUUCAUAUUAAUAAACCUCUUCAAAGUUA
Wyeomyia smithii (pitcher-plant mosquito) is the source of this 1443-nucleotide messenger RNA. Its product is annotated as cystinosin homolog. The record is from RefSeq and is a predicted model, not a curated record. Lineage: Eukaryota; Metazoa; Arthropoda; Insecta; Diptera; Culicidae. The transcript is spliced from 5 exons. Gene Ontology annotation, molecular function: L-cystine transmembrane transporter activity. Gene Ontology annotation, cellular component: lysosomal membrane. Bases 108 to 1271 code for a protein of 387 amino acids. Gene Ontology annotation, biological process: L-cystine transport.